Messenger RNA from Tremella mesenterica DSM 1558, 1899 nucleotides. RefSeq lists its product as uncharacterized. Gene Ontology annotation, molecular function: aldehyde dehydrogenase (NAD+) activity. The record is from RefSeq and is a predicted model, not a curated record. The coding region runs from base 1 to 1899 and encodes 632 amino acids. The transcript has 14 exons. NCBI's taxonomy places the organism in Eukaryota, Fungi, Basidiomycota, Tremellomycetes, Tremellales, Tremellaceae.
AUGGCCCUCCUCGAGUACCGGGAUCGGGAAACAUGGUACGAACAUCUCCUCGUCAACGGCCAAGCCGGAGACAUAUGUGAAACCCUCCACACCCGCCCGAUAUCUUUGACCGUUGCGAUAUUGACAAUCUUAUGUCUCUACCUCCCUCGACUCAUAAAGCGAUACAAAGAAUAUCGUUUCAGCAACCGUGUCAUCCCAUUCCACUGGCCCAUUCCUAAGGAAGCAAACCCCAACUGGACAGGAAAAAUCAUUCCCCAUCCCAGCAUUUUCUCACAUGAGACGGAUAACACUUUAUUUCCACCUGAAACAGGUCAUACAGGUGAUAAACGGGACCACAUAACAUGUUUCGAUCCUUCCACUGCUUAUCAUCUGAUGACAUUACCUCUUUUGACGGAAGACCAAGUGGCCGAGCAAGUUCAAAAGGCUGUCAAGGCUCAGAUAAAUUGGAAAGAGACGAGUUUUGCGGAAAGAGUAAGACUGAUGAGGAGUUUGAAAGGUUGGAUUUUGAGAGAUAUGGAGGGUAUCGUCAGUGUUGCGUGUAGGGAUACAGGGAAGACGAGGAUCGAUGCCAUGUUAGGGGAGAUUCUGGUGACUUUGUCGAAAAUCGAUUGGAUGUUGAAGUACGGGCAACGGGUUCUUUCACCACAGAAACGUCCUACGAAUCUUCUCUUAGCUCACAAGGUGUGCAACGUUCACUACCAUCCCCUCGGCUGUGUCCUCGCAUGCGUCUCGUGGAACUAUUCUUUCCACAACUUGCUAUCACCAAUCCUUGCCGCUUUAUUCGCAGGAAACAGCAUCGUCGUCAAAUGUUCCGAACAAGUGGCAUGGAGUAGCAUGUGGUAUAUCGGUGGUAUCCGAGCUUGUCUUCGGGCAUGUGGGAUGGAUCAAGAGGUCGUUCAGUUGGUCGUAGCUUUGCCAGAUGUGGCGGAGAGAUUGACUCGUAAUCCGUCCAUCAAACAUAUCACCUUCAUUGGCAGUGAGUCAGUGGGGAGAAAGGUUGCUCAGGCAGCAGCGGAGAUCAUGGUACCUACAUGUAUCGAACUUGGUGGUAAAGAUCCAGCAUUCCUGCUUCCUUCUGCCGAUCUCGACUAUUUCGCUAGCACUUUACUCCGAGGGACUUUUCAGUCGGCAGGACAAAAUUGCAUCGGCAUCGAGCUCAUUCUUGUCCCUCGAAAUCUGCAACAACGUCUCGUGGAUAUUGUUCUCCCGCGUAUAGAAUCCCUACGUUUGGGACAAGACGUAGGCUCGCUCAUAUCUUCAAUUCCGGUCAAACGACUAGAGAAACUACUUUCCACAGCGUCUUCCUCCGGCGCCCGAAUUCUUACCGGAGGGAAAGCCGGCAUACACCCUCAACACCCACAUGGAGCAUACUUCCAACCCACCUUAGUGGUUGAUGUCCGGAUGGACAUGGAGAUAGCACAACAAGAGUUGUUCGCACCAGUGAUGACGGUCGUCCCUUAUGACAACAUCGACGAGGCUAUCGGAUGGUUGAAUGGGAAUCGAUAUGGUCUAGGUGCGGGGGUGUAUGGAUCAGGUCGUAAGGAAUGUCGACGGGUAGCAGAAGCUUUGGAAUGUGGGAUGGUAGCUAUCAACGAUUUUGCGGUCUUUUAUGUCAAUCAAGCAAUGCCAUUCGGAGGUGUCAAAGAUUCCGGUCAUGGUAGAUUUGGGGGUGAAGAAGGUCUUAGAAGUUUGUGUUAUACUAAAUCAGUGGUGGAAGAUAGGUUCUUCUCUUGGAUCCGGACGCCGAUACCUCGACCAGUAGAUUAUCCAUUACCGCCAAUAGAGAUAUCUUGGGGUUUCUUACAUGGUUUAAUGGAAAUGAUUUAUGCUCCUCAUUACUGGGGGAGGUUAAAGGGGUUGGGGGAGUUGUUGAGAGCGUCAAUGAGGAAGUUUGAGUAG